AUGGAAUAUGAUGCACUUGCCAAUGUGCCGCGUGGAGAAAUUUGCCUGAGGGGAAGUACCUUGUUUUCUGGUUAUCACAAGCGACAAGAUCUUUCCAAAGAAGUCCUUGUGGAUGGGUGGUUCCAUACAGGUGACAUUGGGGAAUGGCAGCCUAGUGGAGCAAUGAAAAUCAUCGACAGGAAAAAGAAUAUAUUCAAGUUGUCUCAAGGGGAAUAUAUUGCAGUGGAAAGCAUAGAAAGCGCUUAUUCGCAAUGCCCUACAGUGACUUCGAUUUGGGUCUAUGGGAACAGUUUUGAGUCCUUUCUUCUUGUUGUGGUGAUCCCUGAAAGAAAGGCACUUGAAGAGUGGGCGGGAAAAAAUCAUCAGACUGGAGAUUUCAAAUCCUUGUGCGAAAACUUUAAGGCAAGGAAAUACAUUUUAGAUGAACUCAAUAGCACUGACCAGAAACAUCAACUCCGAGGUUUUGAAAUGUCAAAAGCAGUUCACUUGGAGCCAACUCCUUUUGACAUCGAGAGGAACUUUAUAACGCCAAUAUUCAAAUUUAAAAGGCCACAGCUGCUUAAGUACUAUAAGGACUGCAUUGAUCGACUGUACAAUGAAGCAAAGGGGUCAAAGGUGUGACAGCAGUGUUUGAACCUGAUAUGCAGACUGCUGGCAUCAUAGUUCAUUCUUCUUGUUUUUCAAGAACAGAUUAAGCAGUGCUAUUACUGAUUACUUGGGUCAUAUAAAAUAUGAUACACAUUCUGAGCAACUCCCAAUGCUCUUUUUUUUUUCUUCUUCUUCAAGAUCUUGUAUAGAUGAAAGUAAUGCAAGUUCUGCAACUAAAUUGGAGGAUUCUGUGGCCA
Molecule: messenger RNA, 845 nt
Organism: Ilex paraguariensis (yerba mate)
Lineage: Eukaryota; Viridiplantae; Streptophyta; Magnoliopsida; Aquifoliales; Aquifoliaceae
Source: the annotation of a GenBank genome assembly